AUGAUACGUUUAGCUGCUACUGAAGUGGAGGAAAACUUUGAACGAUUGAAAAUCAGCACUUUAGUGGUAGGAAGUUCAGGCCAUUCUCCUACUUCCCGGACUGUUCCAAAUGCAAAGAACUUUAAAAUCUCAACUGGAUUUUUGCAUUUCCAAGUCACGCUCCAUGUUUGCGAUUCCGAGCCUGGGUCUGACCCAAAUCUGACGGUUCAUAGUUUCCCACUGCAAGAGCUGGGGAAACAGCGAUCUACCUUUCGUGUUAAACCAGGCUUCAGCAGCGCCGCUCACCUGGCCACGUCUGCCCUGUUCAUCGCUGUACCCGCAGAUACCCGGCUCCGUGCCACGCACGGAUGGUCAGGGGUAUGGGACAAAGAAGCGGCUCUACAUCGGGCGGCUUCUGAGAGUCUCCGGGACCGCACCACUUGCAGUGGGGAAGAAGCACGGUCCCGGCCGGCGUCGGUGACCCGAGCUCCGGCCGCGCCUCCCUCCGCGUCCCGGCCCACUCGCGGUGGCACUCGGCAACGAAGCCGGAAACCUCUACUGCCCGUUCAAGCAAAAACAAUGGCCGAGCCGGAAGCGAGAGAGGCCUCGACUUCCGGCCCCUCCGGGAUCCCGGAAGUCUCUUUUGCGGAGGUGGGCGCGCGCGUCCCCUCACCCGGGAGAGAUGGCAGGGCCUUCUUCCCGGCAGUGCCCGGCCACCUGCCGCAGGGCGGGGGCGCGGACUCGCCAGGGCUCAGGCCCCUCACAUUCCGCUCUCAGGCCCUAGUCGGGAGACCCAGAUGCGCCCCAGCUCUGCCCUAUCUCCUCCAGGUGACUUGGAAGUUGGGAAACAUACCCAACUUCCAAGCCUGUUUUCUCAUCUGAAAAAUUGCAGAGCAUAGCGCGUACCUCACAGGGCUGGGAGCACCCAAUGAGGUUUCUUCCUGCCAAUGGUGUGCCAGGACCUGUUAUGAAAGCAGGGAGCGUCAGUGGUGAUCACCAAACAUAGCCUCGGGGGUGACUUGGUGAAAAGAAGGGUUUUCUGGAUGUUGGGGUCUCAGGGACUCCCUCAGGGAGCUGAUCUCAGGUGCCCAAAGGAUACUGUGGAUGGAGGGAUCAGCUGCCAACUACUCUCCUGAUGGAAGUACCAAGUGCAUUGGCCCAAGUCUGGAGUGCUGUCCAAUAGCCCACUGUCCAGCCCCUGGCCUUACCAUUGCUCAGAAAGAAUGAGAAAUGAACCAGAAGUCAGCAGCACCCUCCUUUCUCCAGCUUGCCCCUUGGGUGGGCAUCAGCUCAUCCAGAUAAUUUGAUUUGGCAGAUACCAUGUAUAUUUAUAUCAUUUCUUUGCCACCUAAGUUGUACUUAUUAUUGUAGA
This is a messenger RNA of Callithrix jacchus (white-tufted-ear marmoset), 1351 nucleotides long. The record is from RefSeq and is a predicted model, not a curated record. NCBI's taxonomy places the organism in Eukaryota, Metazoa, Chordata, Mammalia, Primates, Cebidae.